AUGAUGCUCAGUUCUGCAGUGGCCGUAGUUAUAAUCGGGAUUUUGACCUUAUUUGUCACUUUCAUAAAGACACGAUGCAAUGCAGACAAGGAUGAUAAGCCACUCAAGCUUCCCCUCAUUGGUGAUUUGCAUAAUUCUCCAAUCAGCAAGCCAUUGUUGAAUUGGGACUCGUGGGCGCGCCAAAAUGGCCCUGUGGCCAUACCCAAACUUUUUGGGAUCAUACCAAUUGUCGUCCUAAACUCUUAUGACGCGGUGACUGAGCUGUUCAGUCGUCGUAGCCAGUGGUACAGCAACCGGCCGCCCUCAGUGAGCAUGGAGAUGAUAACGGGGGACAGACAAGGACAGUCGAAGUUCACCCUGAUGCACGAUUAUGAUGAGCACCUUAAGUUGCACCAUCGCAUUCUUUCACCUAGCCUUGGUGGCCUUGGUGCGCCACGAUAUCAGCCGCUUAUAGAGCUUGACUCCAAACAAUUGUUGUCUGAUCUUCUGAACCACGUUCAGGAAUCUCCCAAGGAGCUUGGCACUUAUUCCAUCUUCCCAUAUCUGGAACGAACCCAGUCGAGCAUCAUUCUGGCUCUGCACUAUGGUUUGCGCAUUCGCGACAUUGGUCAAAAGAUCCUGCACGAGGUUAUCGACAUGCAAACAAAAAUCACCCAUAUUGCGGCCAAUCCUGCUCUGCCAGACUUUAUUCCUUUCCUGCGCCACAUCCCAGCACCAAUAUCACCUUGGAAGCGAGCUGCCGACAAGCUCUAUGCGGCUCAAUCUGAACUUUACCUGCGUCUCCUCCACCAUGGGAAGAAUUCACCAGGGUGGAACUCGACAAAACAAGCGAUUGCCACGGCGAAAAAAUACAACGCCGAUGGGAUUCCAGAUCUUGAUCUCGCUUUCAACCUGGCCACGUCUGUUCAAGGAGGAAUGGAGACAUUCCCCAGACAGCUGCUGUGGCUGUUCACAGCAGCACUGCAUAGCCCGUCCUUCGUGACACGUGCUCAUCGAGUCCUUGAUGAGGUUGUUGGUCGGGAUCGGUUGCCAAGAUUCUCAGAUCGGACCGGACUCAAGUUCAUCGAUGCGAUUGCGCACGAGAUUUUGCGCUGGCGACCUGUUGCACCGGGAUCUAUCCCGCGCAGAGCUGAUAGAGAUGACGAGCUCAAUGGCAUAAAGAUAACAAAAGGCGUUACUAUAAUGGCCAACGCGUGGGCUAUCGGUCGUGAUGAGAGCGCUUUCGAUCCUGCAUUUGGAGAUCUUCAAAGCUUCACACCCGAGCGAUGGUUGCGGAUAGAUGACAACGGAGAGGAAAAGUUGAGAUCGGAGCUUCCGUUGCCAGUGUUUGGACAAGGACGGCGUAUGUGUCAAGGAAAGCGAGUGGCGACAGAUGGGCUAUUCAUGCAAAUCGCGUCCAUACUUUGGGCAUUUGAUAUUGAGCCCGCUGAAGGCGAAGUGGCCGAUCCAUGGGAAAUGAAAGUGGCGGGUUUCAUGAUUAUACCGAAGGAAGUAAAGCUCAAGCUUAAGCCGCGGGGCGAUUGGGUAUAUGGUGUUGUCAGUGGAGAGAGUAGGAUAGCAGAGGAGAGACUGGAGGAGCUCAUGGGAAUAGUCGCGGAUGUCGAGUGUGAAUGA
Messenger RNA from Penicillium brevicompactum, 1614 nucleotides. RefSeq lists its product as uncharacterized. The coding region runs from base 1 to 1614 and encodes 537 amino acids. Gene Ontology annotation, molecular function: iron ion binding; heme binding; oxidoreductase activity, acting on paired donors, with incorporation or reduction of molecular oxygen. The record is from RefSeq and is a predicted model, not a curated record. The transcript has a single exon. Lineage: Eukaryota; Fungi; Ascomycota; Eurotiomycetes; Eurotiales; Aspergillaceae.